AUGUCUAACGGUUGCUCUUUUCCGUGGCUUGAACAGGAAGAUGAGUGGUGGAAGCACACACUGCGCAACGCCACACGUCAAAUGCGCUGGCGCGAAGAAGCUAGCCGCAAGUGUGGUAAGCAGUCGACCUGGCGUGAGUCCUUCGACGGAGCCGAGUCAGAGGUUAACAUCCAUGCAUCAACCGCUCUUCUCAAAUCGCGUAGCCAGUGCCAAGCCACGUCUGCACUGGCCGAUGCUGAGCUUGCAGCGUGUGAUGAGUUUGAGCUUUUCACAAAAAUGAAAAUCAAAGGGGCGGGACGUGCCAUCCUGCGUCAGCUCCUCACUGAUUCAAUUUUUACUUGGAGGCGACGGUGGCGGAUGGAACAGGUCCCCUCCCCAGCAUGUUCCUUCUGUGACUCUGGUGUUGACGAAACUAUCAUGCGCAUCAACUGGCACUGCCCAGCUUGGGCCGAUCAACGAGCAGCCUAUGUAAAACAGUAUGGCGUGCCCACUCUCCCGUGUGAAGCGUGCUGUGGCAUUCUACCAGAGAACGCCCACCUUGAUUCGCUGUCCGUGCCAUUGGCAUGGGAGCCUCCGGAACCUGCGUGUCCUUUGCCACCCUUGCAGUGUUCUCAAGGGACCCGUUCCCGUGAUGGGCACACGUUGGUUAAAGGUCAUAGCAAGAUUGAGGACUGCCAUGGCGAUGAUCAGCUUUUGCUACACGAGCAAUACAAUGACCCUGCUGAUGAAGCAUCUGUCCAGCAGGCAGCUUUUCCUGGCUUUGCGUGGCACGAGCGCAAGAAAUCCAAGAAAAUUCUGCGCUGGAGAUAUCCUGUGGCCGACUUGAAAGCUUACAACGGAGAACAUGUCACAUGGCUCGAAUUGGCGCUGGACUUUCAAGCUUGUACUCACAUGGGACUUUGCCAGUCUGACGGCAAUGGUGAGAAGGAGCUAGCCGGCAAAGGCGACGACUCGCUGCAUUGUGAGAAGUGCCAAGAGACAACAGACUUUGUAGGGUGGAAGCGAAAGUGGCAGCAGCGUUUCUGUGGAGGCAUGGCCGAUGAAGGUCCACAAGAUGCGCGCCGCUUGCAUCUCAUUGCAGAGCCUACGGCUCGCGAUGGCCGCAUUCGCUGCACCAAACCUGGAUGUCGUGCUCACCUGGCGAUUCUUUCUUCUUUUGGCUGCAUCACCCGUGCAUGGUUGCGGCUCUAUGGAGAUGAUGAUGAGGAAAACACUGGGCCACCCCAGGCCAUUCCAAUGUUCGCAGUCCUCGCGCUCGUCCUGGCCGUUGGCAGCGCCAGGAAGACUCCUUCCGCACAGGGCAUGGCAGCGGAUCUGAUCUGGUCCCGAUUUUCCAAGGCAAAGGUCGUGCUGUCCACGGAGCCGACAGUGCUGCUCAACAGCAGUGCUAUCGUCAGCGCUCCGACAUCAGCCGAUGAGCUUCAUGGCAUCGGUGCUGUUUCGAAGUCUGUCGGUCGUGACAUAAAGGAGGGUAUCUCCAUCGAGACGCUCGCAUCGUCACCGGUUCCUGCCAACAUGUCAACCUCAACUUCUUCUGAUGCGAAGAUACUUGGCUGGGAGGGGCUGCCGCCUUCGGUGCCACCUGCGGCUACUGCUGAGGAAGCACCACAGGAAGAGACUGCAGGCUUGCUCCUUGACGAAACGGCCACGGGAGAUCUUGCUUCGGCAGCGGGGUCUUACGAGCAUCUGGAGUUGGGCGGUGGAGAUGCCACGAUGUGCGGCUAUGAGGUGGGUGAUGGUUGGGGUUUGGUGCGUCGCACGGAGGGGAGCACCUUCCGCGACACGGAUCAGCUUACUGGUACCAGCGAGCAUGGAACGGCACACAGCAAUCCCCGAGGGCCAGCAUUCAGCAAAAAGUUCGACACCGCUCACUUCGAUGAGUUCCUCUUCGCGACCGGGGACUGCGCAAAGUGGAUGAUCAUGAAGAGGUCCGAGGUGCUCGGUUGGUACGCCAACAACGACAGAGAGGUUUUGAAAUCGCACAUUUCGGACACGCCGUACAAAGCCCGGAUGUACCGGCGGCAUGGUGUUGUGGAAGACCCAUGGAUCACGUAUGAACACCAUGACCACUGCAAAGGACUGUACGUGGAGAACAACCUCGUUCCCCACUGCGGGUCAAAUAAUCUCGGCACAAAGCAUCAGGGCUUGAACGUGUUCAUCCGGCACACCAGGGGUGAUGCAUCAACAUGCAAUAGCGCCGUCGGAUCAGGUUGGUACCUUGUGCGUCGCACAACCUAUGUAUCUUUCAAAGAUACAGAUCAGUUGGUUGGUACCAGUGAGCACGGUCCGGCCCAUCACAAUCCACUGGGGCCUGCCUUCAGCGUGAAGUUCAGCAACUUACCGUUCAAUGAGUUCCUCUUCGCGACCGGGGACUGCGCAAAGUGGAUGAUCAUGAAAAGGUCCGAGGUGCUCGGUUGGUACGCCAACAACGACAGAGAGGUCUUAAAAUCGCACAUUUCGAACACGCCGUACAAAGCCCGGAUGUACCGGCGGCAUGGUGUUGUGGAAGACCCAUGGAUCACAUAUGAACACCAUGACCACUGCAAAGGACUGUACGUGGAGAACAACGUCUAUCCGGACUGUGUAGAGGGCAUGUUUCGAAUCUCCAAAACUCCCGGAGCUCGUCAUGGGGGUUUAAAUGUCUUCAUCCGCAGAACUGCUGAUUGGGAAUCACGUUCAGGUUGGAUAAAUGCAGGUGGCGAUGUGGACAGUUCUUCGACAAGCUCGCUUCAAGCAGCAAAGCACCAUUGUGCUGACAACGGGUCAUGCAAAGGCUUCACAAUGAGUGGCAGCCACUUCCCACGGCAUGUGUGGUACAAGAAUAAGUUCGAUGUGGGCGGAGGGCACCCAUGGGCAUCCUACAAGAAAAUCGAGGUGCCCUUUGCCGCCAUCACUACAGGAACUUGCGAGGUUCACGGAAUGGUGGGCAUUUAUGAUCGAGAGGCUUGCAAGAAAGCCGCUGACCUGCUCGGCUACAGCAUCACCCACAACUUUGCCGGAUGGGGAUCGACCUUCCCAGAUGUGGUCGCAGGAUGCUCCGUGCGUGGGUCAUAUCUUUUCCUGGAGGCUCCAAAGGACACCUGCACCGAGGGCUCCAUCAAAGGAUCCUGUUCCUGCAGGAACUACCCAAACACAUGCCUUUGUCAGGCAGACCCUUGCCGUGGCCAGUCGGACUAUUCUAAGUGCAGGCCCUGCCCCCCGGGCUCCCAUGGCACUUCCCCGGCCACUGGAUGCUCUUGCAGCUCGGGAAGUGGCGCGAUCUUUGCGCAGAAAGACUGGCCCGGAUAUUCGGGCGGAUGCGGCAGCCAGCAGAUCGUUUCCACCAUAACGUCUUCCAGCCAGCAGGUGCAAAAGGUGAAGCCCGCGGAGAGUGUCACCAAGAAGGAGGGUGUCUUGUACGACCUCACCUCGAAGAUUGCAGAGAUGUGCACGAUAGAUGAGUACGACCAUGCCUCUGGCGCUGCCGCCAGGAAGAACAAGGUCUGCAGCAUGAUCCCAGUGAUUGUCGUCGGGGACUACAUGGGAUCGCAGAUCUUGGAUAAGAAGUCAACGCAAAUGGGCGACACCAAAUGUGGGAACUUGCCAGUCGUGAAGACAGAGAAGUAUUUCUUGUUCGGAAUAAAGGUGCCCACAAUUCCGAGCAUUUUUGAAGGUGGCAGCCUUUGCUUUGCCCAGCUCAUGAGUGGAAGCAGUGUGGCCCAUGGAACUGGACUUCUCAUCUUCCAGCCGAAGCUCUUUGUGGGCAACCCGGGCGUCAAGAACUUGCAUGUGCCCGUCCCUGGAACAGGCAAAGCUAUCGAAGCCGCGUCCAAGUUGGUCGACACGGUCGCGGUGGGUGUAAGUUUUCCCUCCUCUGGUGCCCCGAAGAUGGAGAUGGGUUUCUCCAACAAGUUCUGGGAAUGUGAGGGCAAGUGCGACUCGAUGAUGGGUAACAUCUAUGCUGGGGUGAAGCUCGAUCUCGCCGACCUCCUGAAGCAAGAAGGGACGGACAUCGGAGACUUCUCAGUCUUCAUCGACUCCAAGUGCCUCGUCGACUUUGAUCCAGAUCGCAACGGCUUCAUGAGCCAGGUGAGCAAAGUGCCAAUGCUGAACAACUUCAUCAAUGGGAUUCACGGCACCUCUGGCCUCUUGAACCUCUUCACCCCUGAUGAAGCAACCCAGUUCCUCAGGGAGGUCCUGCGAAACGACGUUGCCAUGGGUGUUGACGGCAAGCUUGGGAUCACCAUUCCAUUGAAGAAGUGGUCUCAUGGCAUGUUCCAGGACUUGGACGUGACCGUCGCUUCUGCCUCCACUUUUUUUAGGAAGACCAAGGACGAAAUCGGCCUUUAUGUGAGCGUGGCAGCGGGUGGCCUCGCGAACGACAACAUCAUGGCAGACAUCCAGCAGAAGAUCCUAGACAAGUUUCAGAGCCCUCCCGUACAAGCCGUGGUCGGCCUCCUCGGCAAGGGCAUUGGGGCUGUCGUGGACGUCCUGACGAGCGUCGGGGUGUCAUUCAAGCUGUACAUCAAGAGGCAAUGCAAAACACUGAGGAUCUGGUGGCGCGACUACAGAAUCUGUGAGAACAGCUUCGGACUCAAGUUCGAGGCAACGGUGUUCGAGGCUUUCAUCCAGCAGAAGGGGGACAAGAUGGCAUUCUGCUUUGCCAUCAAGGGCAUCUAUGACAGCUGUGGAAAUGGCUUCGAGAACCUCCUCUUACUCUUACAGGCAGGCGCUCGAAUGGUUGUGAAGGUGGGCAAGGAGAUCGCAGACGCCGCCGACCAGACUUUCAACGCCGCGACGAAGGAGUUGGCAGAGCUAUCGGAAGCGUCUCUGCAGCACGGGGAAGUGGUGGUCGAAAAGAUCGGCCACGGCUUCGAAAAAGGAGCUGAAGCGGCAGCUGAUUUCUUUAAAGCUGGUGGAGCGCACACCAUGAAGAUCACAGGAGAAGCGAAAGACGCCGUGAACAAGGUAGGUGGUCACUUAGAGGACGUGGGCGGUGCUAUCGGCGGCGCUAUCGGCUCCAUUUUCCGCUGA
Symbiodinium sp. CCMP2592 is the source of this 5013-nucleotide messenger RNA. Lineage: Eukaryota; Dinophyceae; Suessiales; Symbiodiniaceae. The record is from the annotation of a GenBank genome assembly.